Seminavis robusta is the source of this 1065-nucleotide messenger RNA. NCBI's taxonomy places the organism in Eukaryota, Bacillariophyta, Bacillariophyceae, Naviculales, Naviculaceae. The record is from the annotation of a GenBank genome assembly.
AUGACAAUUCUGGGGAACCUGCGGGGAGGAGCUGCUUUCAUCUCCAUAUCAUCUCGCAGCAGCGCUCCUCGACAUGGCGGUGCUUCCGCAAAACUCAAGAAAUGGACCAGUGCGGUAUCUUCGGAAGCUUCCACAACCCCCACUUCCAUCUCCUCUCUGAACCACAAUACCACACGACAACUCGCUAGUAGCUCGCAGCAGCAACAACAACAAAAUGCCCAAAUUCUGUCUUGUUGGAACCGAUUAUUCGAUGUCGAAGUACCCGAAGGUCGGUGCGUGGGAUUGGAAUUGGUCGAUUUUGGAAACGAUGACACUCGUUCCUUGGAACCAGAAAUGAUCACCACCAACGCAAGUCACUGGAUCCAUUCACUCCUCCAUGAAGAAGAGGUUGCCUACGGUGUCACACUGCCCUCGCCGUCCCGAAGAGACACUUUUUUCAUUGGACGCAUGGCCGUGCGGGAAGCACUUGGCAUUCUUGGCGACACUACUAACAAUGGAGGAGAGCGUCGUCGCAAUCCCUGGGAAAUUGCCUGGACGCGUGGCAUUCCACCCAUUUUAAAAGAUGAACACGGACGACCCACCAUGCCCAAGGGAUACGUCGGCUCGAUUAGUCACAAGGGGCGAGCCGGAGUGGGGAUUGUAGCACGCGAUGAAACCUACAGUUCGCCCGAAGAUCCUCCCAAAGUGGGCAUUGGUGUCGAUCUGGAAUAUACCACCAAUAGUCGACGCAAUAUUUCACGCAGAGUCUUGACGGAACAUGAGAUUGCGUCCUUGGGUCAAGUCGAGGGCGUGACAGAGGAAGAAGAGGUAAUGCUUCGUUUCAGCCUCAAAGAAUGCAUCUACAAAUCCGUGCAUCCACUGAUUUGCCAGUAUGUUGGGUUUCAAGAAGCCGAGGUUACCCCUCAUUCCAAUGGCACAGCAACGGUGACGUGGAAGAUCAAGUCGGGAGCACAUGAGCGACUGGGAGAUAUCACGGCUCAUUGGAGACGAUUAGAAGAUGGUAGUGAUUACUUUUUGUCGAGCUCGAGUGCAGUGCUUCGGGAAGAAGAAGAUGUCACGAAAUAA